Messenger RNA from Symbiodinium sp. CCMP2456, 2451 nucleotides. The record is from the annotation of a GenBank genome assembly. NCBI's taxonomy places the organism in Eukaryota, Dinophyceae, Suessiales, Symbiodiniaceae.
GCCAGCAUCGUUUUGGCCCCACUCCUGCGUGCUGCUGUGGUAGUUGGGAAGUUGGCCGCUGCUCUUCCAUCGCCGGGCCCGGGGAAGAAAAUCUUCACUCAGGAUGAGAUCGCUGAGCUCAUGCAGAAGUUCAUGAAGGCCUCUCCAUCUGAACUUGUUCGCCUGGACAUCAUGCUGUCAUCCCCGUUUCUUGCAUUGGUUCGUGACAAUCUCGACUCCAAACGCUUCAACUGGAUUCCCUGGCGACUGUGCUCUUCUGCAUUUGACGAGGAGAGGUUUCUGGAACAGCGUCGUCCGCGGACGGAUACCAUACUUCUCACACGCCUUCUGCAAGAAGGUCCACCUGAGGAUGGAUGCACAGCCUCUGUACCUCAGUACGCCAUUGCUCUGCAUUAUGCUGCUCACCUACUGCAUCUCAGGAAGGCUGCUGAGAAGUUUCUCAGCAUUGCUUUGGCCAUUCCCUCUGAUCGCAGUAUACGACCUCCAUCACUGCAGGAGAUUGCUGAUGCAGACAGGGCACUGUGGGUCGGAGGCGCUUCCAUUCAGUCCGACCAAGGAUGGUUGCUGACUGACGCCCUCGCCGAUAUGAUUUUCGCGCGCCCAAAAGUGUACACUGCAUUGGCACUCGUGCAGGAAGCCCCGGACUUGGAUGACCAGCUCGAGUCUGGCCAAUCUGUGGCGGCCGGUCUAUUUCUUCCGAUUCAAGCCGAGUGUCCGCAAACUGCGUGCAUUCUCCCCGGCAUCAGGCGACACCUCAUGCUGACACUGAUCAGCCCCAGUCAACUGCACGUCUGGCUUUGCUUCCUGUCGCCUCAGGGAUUGCGUGUGGUGCUUGCAGCCUACACUCUCGAAGCUGCACUGCAUUUGGAGGCCUACCCUUCGCUCCGAUCCGACCUCUCUGCAUUAGCCUUUCCUCUGCCGCCAGCGGCUCUUCCUGGACUUGUUUGCAGGGGCUCGCACGCCUGUCACGUCUUGCUUGCAAUCAACUGCGACUGUUUCCCGCCUGUGGAUCUCAUCACCGAUGCAUCUCGCGCAUCCUCGAUGAUGACUUCUUUGCAUUGCUUUGCAGCGUGGCUGAUGCUGAGCCCCAAACCCCUUCGCGAUUUUGAAUUCCCCUCCGGACGCCCCGCCCUCAGCUGGGAAGAGUCUGGACAACUUCUGGAGAGUGCGCUGUUGCAUGUUCGCACUCGCAUUUUGCUCUCUCGCGUCGGUGCCUCAGGUGGAUUCAUUAUCCUUGAGUAUCCUGCUUCGUCUCUUACAUUUCAUGAUCAGCUCAUGAUGGACUGGAUCUCCUGCGAGGCCCCUUUCUGUGCGCAGGUUACAUCCUGCAUGGUUGUCGCCUCCUUUUCCAAAUCCUGGAUGUUCAUCUGUAACGAACCCUGCAUCCUGGAUCUUGCCUCUGUCUGCACACAUCCCCGCGGCACACAUGAGUCCUUUGUUGGCAAGCGCGAUGGCUCUGGAUUUCUCAGCCACUGCACGGCUGAAUACCCUGCUGAGUUGGCUGCCUCUCUGGCAAGCGUGUGCGCUCCAUUCCUGUCCAGCCUCGGCAACUGUGUGGACUUUUCUAGGUGGCGCUCCUUCCUUCCAUCUCCAGCCUGGGAGGAGCCCUCAUGCCGAGUGGAGGACGGAGGCGGCGUCCACAGCACUGCCUCUUGGUUGCAGCCUGCCGCCGCUGACCUGCUGCACUCACUCCGCGCUCAUUGGUCUCAACGCCUCUUCGACACGGGCUUGUGUCUGCGCAUAGCGGCUCACCUUCAGUUGGCGCCUCAGGGUCCACCGCUGAUGCAGGUGGAGAGUUCUCCAUUCCUGCAGGACAUCUUUGAGGCGUUCCAGGUCAGCCCUCCCGAGCAAGCUGACUUGCUCUUCAUCGCUCCAGGCCAACCCUUGCGCUUGCGCCUGCUGAACUCCUUGCUGCUGAAGAUCCAGGAUCCCGAAGCUUCUCUUUAUGACCAGUUGGAGUCUGUUGUUUCUCUGGGAGUGGGCGCCUCGCUGGAACCCUCCCUGCAUUGGCCCAAGCGUGACUCUGAGCUCGUCCUGCCUGCUUUGCGUCCUUGUGAGGGUGCCUGGAAGUCAGCUGACAGCGAGCCUGACAUCGUGCAUUCCUUGCUCGAAGAGGAACUUCGCGAGUCAUGGAUUUCCGAGUAUGCAUCUCUUGAGGCAAUACGGAAUGAGUUUCCUCAGGAUGUGUCUUCUUGUGCACCCUCCUUUGUGCCGUCGGUCCCCUGGGUGGGAGCCUCCAUCGACGUGAAGAAUGCUCACCGUCGCAUGAAAAUGGCUCAGCACGAGAGGGCAUUGCUUGCCUUCUCCUUUCGGGGGCGCUACUUCGUCAGCAUCUGCCUCAACUUUGGCGCCCGUGCCUCGUCCUGGUACUGGGCCCGCCUGGCCGGUGCCAUACACCGGGUCACACACUACAUCAUCUUCCUAAAGCACUUUCUCUGGGUCUAUGUGGAU